This is a messenger RNA of Topomyia yanbarensis, 3708 nucleotides long. RefSeq lists its product as uncharacterized. The coding region runs from base 1363 to 2481 and encodes 372 amino acids. The record is from RefSeq and is a predicted model, not a curated record. Lineage: Eukaryota; Metazoa; Arthropoda; Insecta; Diptera; Culicidae. The transcript has 5 exons.
GUGUGUCUCCGGUCGCUGCAGUCGCUCCCAGCGGGAUCGAUACAUCAGUUUGAUGGAGUUUUGGGGCAACAACAAGGUGUGAACCCUCCAACGUUCCCAUCGGUCGUCCCCAGCUAUCUCACCAUCGCCACCCUGUAGUAGUAUCUGCGUCGGACGGGUGACUCAGGCAGGAUACGGGUGGGUGGAGUUUUUAUUGCGGACGGGAGAAAAACGUGGAUCAGUGGUUUCUCGUUACUGGAUCAGUGCAAUCGUGUCUGCCUGGGAUUGUCUGGAUUAUUCGUUUUAGCAAUUGUGUUUGAUGAUCCAGUCGUGGUAUAAAUUGUGCGGAGGUGUUUAACGAUGCGAAUUAAGAACGGAUGGUUUCAUUCUACGAAAGAUUCAAGUGCUUAUCUGUAGUUAUGAAUUUUUAAAUUGCAUUAUUUAUGCAGCAAAAUAUAUCAUUCUGGAUGAAACCAUGUAGAAAUAUAAACGCAUAUAAAAGAUAGCUUAAAAAGUUACUACAUAAAGUGCUAAUGAACUGCAACCAAAAUCUCGUAUGGUCAGUAUCCAACCUAUAAACCCACAAACCGUAAUACAGUCGCUGUAAUUUACUCGAAAAAGUGGUGCUAGUGUAAGACGACGGCAGUAGAAUAUAAAAUUUUGCCCGAAUCAAUUUACUGCCCAGCUGGUGUCAUCUUCAGCCAAGAUGUGCUGAAUCCGAGUAAGCCCAUCUUUUAGUCUGGUCAGUUCGCUGUGCGGGAUUAGGAUGGGAAUCCUCGCCCCGGGUACGUGAUGCAAUCGCAGGAGUGCAAUUUAGUUUUCCCGAGAGCGAGAAAUGAUUAAGUGAAUCUAUCAGAAUCCGUUGCAGCAUCUGCCGUGGAUAACCGCUGGUUCUGGUGUGUGUGUGUAAACUAUUUGCUGGGCGGUGAUGGCUGGAUCAGUCGAAGAAAGUUUUGUUCCGGCAGAUGGAAGUUGCCAAUUUAUGCAGUGCACGUGCAGCUGAGGAAGAAAAUGAAUUUAUCGUGAAUGUGGGAAACAUAUAUUCCGUUUCAUCUGUAAAGGGAAGAUAGUAAAAAAAAUAUCCUUGAAAAACUUUGUAAAUGUCGAAAAUCUUGAACGAAAAUAAUACUUGUGAGAAAUAAGUGAUUUACGGCCGUGUUAAGUAGAUAGGUAACAUUAUACUAAUUUGAAGAAGAGUAACUUGCAAAAUAUUCUUCAUGAUAUUUCACUGAAUGUUUAUCGAUAUGAUCCAUUAUUUACUUUGUUGGAUGUUAUUAUGAGUACAGGCGUUUAAAUGAUUGAUCCGCUUUCAUUGCUGCCCAAUAAUACUACAGUGCGUGGGGAUGAAAACAAUUGAGGGCGACCAGCGACGACAGGAACACGAUGCAGCAACAAGAGAAACGACGCGAGCUGCGUUUGAAAAAAUUCUGGCGUACCACCACCAAGCCACCCACAUCGUCCGAGGAUUCCGGCGGAUGCGAAAGUCCUACAAAACUAGGACGAAAGGCGUUCCAGCAGCCACAUAGCAUCAAAAGUCCCCAUAGAAAUCCGCCGGCAUGUUCCCUGCCGCUGCUGCAGGUCUGGCCCAGCCAGGACUCACCCCGGGGCGAAGCGGACGGACAAAGUUUUGUCUUUCCGCUGGCAGCUGAUGACCGUCAGCAGGAUGGUGUAAUUCACCAAACCUCCCUAAACCAUGCGGUCCCAUCCUGCAGCAGUAGCAGCAACGAUUUGCGGCGGAACUCGCUGUUCGUCGAUCAACUGCAAGCGGGAGAUUCGGGGAUCGACUCGGUCCAGGCAUCUCCUUCCCCGGUGGCCAUGCCCUGCCAUCCCAUGGUUGUAUCGAACGCUAUUUCACCAAGUGCAUCACCCACCAGUGGAUCGCCAACCCAAUCGGUGGACCACACGCGGCGUCCGUCAACGUCUCUGCUGCAUCCGGACCAUGCACGGAUAUUUGCACUACGACAACCGUCGUCACCUGACCAAACAUCUUUAGAAGACAAUACUGAAUUCAUGGGUGUCGCUGGAAAUCACCUUUGCACAGCUAGUUCCAGCACGACCUCUUCCCUGACGUCAGUCGCAGUUGCAAACCUAGGACAACAUCCCCAAAGAUCCUCGGACCCUUGGUUGCGACCCGAACGCGACAAGGAAAGCCUCGAGGUUGACGAACAACGUCGCGCCUCGACAAUGACCGCCCGCCUCUCGCUGUUCGACGCGCUGGAUCUGGAGUACGCGCUGCUUCGGGCGGCAGCCCGCGGUUCAGUGGGACCAUACUCCAUGAGUGAAUCACUGCACAAGCUCACUUUUACGCAGUCACUCGCCUUCCCAGCACUUGCCCGGGGGUUGGCCGCGAAACGGCGAACUUCCACCGAGCAAAGCACAACCCGGCCACUGAACCCGAACGAGUCCGGGCUCAACACGUUCGCCAAGGUGGUUACCGCCUGUGUUCUAGUGAUGGUUAGCUUUCUGGUGUUUCUAGUGGUGUACAAGUACGUACGGACGUGAGGUUUGCUCCUGGCCCCGACCGAAGUUACGUUACAGGCGUCGGUGACCAGUACGACGAUUGCUUCAUAUCAACAUGUGGCCAACCGAACGCUGGCGUCGGGCGUCAGGAAGCUGUUCAACCUCGAAAACUAGUGCAAGAUAUGGCAGUGAGUGGCGAAACAGGAUACGUAAAGCGUGUGAGGAAUAAGCGAGAUUUGCAGCGAAACAGCUCGUUCUUAUGAUGUAGACUAAAGCUUAGAUAACAAUUUCCAACAAAAGGGCACAUGGAAUGAACAUCAAUUAACUAGAGCAGUAUAAGCCAAAUUAGAGCAUUGUGGAAGAGUUCUACUUACUAUAAGCAAUUAGAUAGGAUUACUAUUAUAUCUACUAAAAAUCCACAAUCAUCUUAAAAAGCAUUGAUUUUCGAGUGGCUCAAAAAAUGUACAGGAAUUAGUUGAAUUAAAAUCAUAAAAUGUGGUUUGCGCGAAACAAUCAGCUUCCUUAUUAUUUAAGCUUUCGACGUUACAUUACGCAAUAUAAAAAAUAGUUUAUUAUCAAUUCAUGCAUGAGAAACAGAGAUUAAACAUUAUAUCUUAAUCAAGAUCUAAAAAAGAGCAUUGUACAUCCAAGCGUCCAGUGCGGUUCAAUUUUUCGGUUACUAAUCAAAUUCAACUGAGGGAUCAUCCAUAAAUGACGUAGCAUUUUUUGAGUGAUUUUUAACACCCCCCUCCCCAUAGUAGCAUUUAGUCACAAGCCUCUAAAUACCCCCUGGUAAUUACGUAGCUUGACGGUAAACCUCCCCCCUGUCCCCGUGAGAAAUUAAAAAAAAAGUUAGAUGAAACGGGUAAGGUUGUCGUGACAUUAUGUCAACCCCUAUUCUUCUUUAAGAAGCUACGUAGCAUGACAUGAUCUCCUACCCCCCUGUCAUCACACAUCAUCACAAAAUACAAAACUACCCCCUCCCCCAUAUAAUGCUACGUCAUUUAUGGAUGAUCCCUGAUCCCUAAGCUUCCAUUUGGUAUCGAAAUCUGUCAAAAUACAUUCCCUCUUCCAUCAUCCAGCGCUAUACCGGGCGUAUGGAAUGGACUUUACCUAGAACUCGAUGCUACACUAUGUCUACCCAAAUCAGGAAUUCAAAACAUUCCACAAAUCUUCCGUCCCUUCUGUCCAUAUUACUAAAGCAACCUCCCAUUUCUCAUUCCUAAUUUUUUUUUGUAUGCCAUCUGGUCCUGCUUUUCAAUUUUUUUC